CAUCCUGUUCUUUCCCAAUCAUAAAACUCCCUGACCCAGUUUUUCUUUGUACUUCCUGAGCACAAGAAGUCCACUAGAGAAUCCAAACUCCUAGCAAAUCCAAAAUCUUAAGUAGAAAACACACAUGGAACGCUUGGUGCCGUGCCACAUAGUCGCGGUAUUAGCCGUGGUCAUGGCAAUGGUUGUGCCGGCCUAUGCCCAGAUCAGUACCCCUUGCAACACAUCAACGAUAAGCACUUCCUUCACCCCAUGUGUUGGCUACCUCACAGGCAGCAGUUCCAAUAGCACCUCCCCCACCGCGGCGUGCUGCAAUUCAGUCAAGUCCCUCACAAGUGGCGGCAUGGAUUGUUUGUGCCUCAUCGUCACCGGCAGUGUUCCCUUCAGAAUACCGUUCAAUAGAACCUUGGCCAUCUCUCUUCCUCGUGCUUGCAAUUUGCCUGGUGUUCCUGUUCAAUGCAAAAGCACGGGUUCUCCUCUUCCUGCUCCAGGACCAGCAGCACUUGGACCAUCUCUUUCCCCUGCAUCUGCUCCUUCUGGAUUGAUUCCAUCUCCAAGUCCUCAAGAUUCUCCUCUUCUCCCCUCACCAGUUACACCUUCUCUGUCCCCGGAAUCUGACACGACCCCUCCAUCGGUGGACUCCGGUGCCCCUUCUGCGACAAGUGGCCGUGCCGGUCUGACUCCAUCAUCCGCCGUCUCAUCUUACAGUCUCCUGCCUUCUGCCGUACUUGUUGCGUUGGGAUAUGGUGUUCUUAAACACUACUAGGUUGUGUGCAAUGCAUGGUUAUUUCUUUGGGUUUUGCUCUGAUUCAUUCAUACCCGCAUUGGGAGACACACUAUUUAUCAAAUGAAAAGGCAAUGAUUGUAUCCACAAAUGACCACAAUAAAUUCUUAUUGUUUCCAUUUA
Molecule: messenger RNA, 904 nt
Organism: Arachis duranensis
Lineage: Eukaryota; Viridiplantae; Streptophyta; Magnoliopsida; Fabales; Fabaceae
Product: non-specific lipid transfer protein GPI-anchored 20
Exons: 4
Coding region: 125-763 (212 amino acids)
Biological process (GO): lipid transport
Molecular function (GO): lipid binding
Source: RefSeq, a predicted model, not a curated record